Molecule: messenger RNA, 1076 nt
Organism: Paramacrobiotus metropolitanus
Lineage: Eukaryota; Metazoa; Tardigrada; Eutardigrada; Parachela; Macrobiotidae
Exons: 1
Coding region: 54-1043 (329 amino acids)
Source: RefSeq, a predicted model, not a curated record
GGAUGUGCGCUAAUAUAGAUUAAGUUUUCUUUGUGUUUGUGUUUCCUGUUACCAUGAGUAUGCGCUACGCAAAAACAAAAAUUUGCCCAGAAAUAAUUUCAUAUAGGAAUAUUGCGGUUAUGAUCAUUAUUAUCACAGCGGUUUCCAGCGCGUUUAUUUUAAUUAAUACGGAAUCGUUUUGGAGAUAUUCUGUCCCGGAAAACAGAGAAACCAUCCAUUUCAAAAUUCUCUCCGACAAACCGAAUUAUACAUCGAAUAUCGUGACCGUUGUAACGGCUUAUUAUCCGGUUCCUUCGAAGCACAAUCACUCGGAAUAUUUAGAAUGGAUUAACAACUUCCUCUCGAUUAUUCCUUGCCAUUUAUACAUUUAUACAACAAGAAAUAUGUAUCCGAAAUUGAGACAUAUGCGGAGUAAUUAUACCGAUCGGAGCAGAUUCAUUGUAAGAGAAUUCGAUGAGUUAGCGGAAUAUGCGAAAAUGGACAAAUGGAAUUACAUCAAAUCCAUUGAUCCGGAAUGGUACCACACACCGGAAGUCUACGUGGUGUGGAAUCAAAAGUGGCGGUUCGUACAGGAGGCCAUCGAAGAAAAUGCCUUCAAUUCGGAGUAUUUUCUAUGGUGCGAUAUUGGAUCGUUUCGAGACACAAAUUUAGCGCAUUUACUAAAAACUUUUCCGAAUGUCGACGUCGUGCGGAAUAAAUUACAGGAUCAUUCCAAGCUGACCUUUAACUUGAUGAGUCCGUAUAACGAAGACGAGAGAGGGAAUGGGUCCUUUUGGCUGACCUUACGGAAUGGGAAUACUUUUGCCGAUCAUGUGGGUGGGGGGAUUGUCGCCGGACACAAAGAAGCGUGGGCAAUUUGGAUUCGCAAUUAUUACAAUAUGCAGGUGCUGUUUUUCAAGCUGGGCUUGAACGGCGGGAAAGAGCAGAACCUCAUGAAUGCGGUGGUCGUGCGGUCGUGGAACAAUGUUCAGCUUGUCCGGCCCGAAUCGUACUUUAACGGCACUGGCAAUCCUUGGUUUUAUCUGCAGUAUUAUUUCAGCUAGUUGAAACAAUAUUGUUAACCACUUGGAUCCUAU